AUGAUACUCGACAACAAGACACAAAUUAUGUUCAUCUUCACUUUUGCUUUCAUCUCUUCAUCAUCUUCUUCAACUACUUUCUUUUUCAUAUUACCUCUUAUGCAAGGGAAUUUCAAUGUAUCUAAAGACGUCAUGUUGGAGGAUUACCAAGCACAACAACAACAACAACAACAACAACAACAACAACAACAACAACAACAACAUAUGUGUAGUAGAAGGGGAGGUAAAGGAAAAUUAUACCAAGAUAUGUGCAAAGUCAAAACAAACAAGCUGAAAAACUCAGAGUCUGUCAUACAAACUUGUAUGAGUACGGCACAAUUCUCUCAGUUCGAUGAUUUUGACUUUUCACAUAUUAUUUAA
This is a messenger RNA of Cavenderia fasciculata, 360 nucleotides long. RefSeq lists its product as uncharacterized. Bases 1 to 360 code for a protein of 119 amino acids. The record is from RefSeq and is a predicted model, not a curated record. Lineage: Eukaryota; Evosea; Eumycetozoa; Acytosteliales; Cavenderiaceae. The transcript has 3 exons.